AUGGCUCACAUUCCUUCUCCAACUCUUCAAUACAGACAACAAGUGACUCGCAAGGGGGUCGUUUUUCUUGAAGUUCCAACACCAGUUUCUCCACGAUCGAAGAAGAGAUGUGCUAAAUACAUGGCCAAGCACAUUUCUACGAAACAAAAGAAACACAAGAAGCAAAUGAAGUUAGUGUUGCACGAAAAUUUAACAGAUGAUGAAGUGGUUCCUGAAAUGCCUAUUAAUGAGCCAAUGGGUCAUAAUUCACCAGUGACGGAUUCUACAGUUCAGUCGCAUUUCGAGGAGACUGUGAAUCUUGGUGACAAUGUGGCAGCUUCGAUAGUGGAGACAACCAUCAAUAAUGGUGAACAAUCCAAGCAAUCAACUCCUGAGCAGACACUAGUCAUACCACCCAAAGUUUCGAAUACUAAGUCAUUUCAUGAGGAGGUACGAACUUCAAACAUCACUGCAAACGUAUCUGAUAUGGGUGCAAAUGUUAAUAUGGGUGAAUGA
Messenger RNA from Lactuca saligna, 495 nucleotides. NCBI's taxonomy places the organism in Eukaryota, Viridiplantae, Streptophyta, Magnoliopsida, Asterales, Asteraceae. The record is from the annotation of a GenBank genome assembly.